AUGAAGGUCUUCAUUGCCUCCGUCGCUCUGGUGUUGCUGGCCGUCGCUGACGCAUCCUACGCGGGUGGCGUUGUGUCGGGCUACGCCUCUGGUUACGCCUCGGGCUGGCCAGUGACUUCGUCGGUCGCAUACCCGUCCUACGGAGUGUAUGGCAAGUCGGUGCUUCCGUGGUCGUCCAAGUACUCGUAUCCGGCAGCCUACAAUAGCUGGCCAGUAGCCAGUAAGGUGGUGACGUACGCAGCCCCAGCCUGGUAUGGUGACAAGCAGUGGAGCUACGACGGCUACGCCUAUGGCGCUGGCUACAAUGGCUGGGACUACGGCUAUGGCGGUUACGGCAAGGCGUACCCAUCGAAGUACUGGUGCGGAGCGUCUUAUCACACCCUGUCGCUCGAAGGAUGGCCCUACGCGUAUCCGUUGGGGCCGUGGCAUGAUCUGUCGCAGGCCGAGAAGCUGACCGCCCCGGUACCGAUCGUUCCCGUUGUAGCCGCACACCUCGCCUCCUAUCCCGGCGCGACAGCGAUCAUGGCUACACGGGGCUCCAUACACAUCGCACCACUUCCAGGACACUCGGUGUCACAGUUCCAGUACAACUUUGACGCACCACCGGGAACGUUCUGAGCAUGAGCGAAAAGCCCGACAGAUACUUCGCAAUAAAUAGCUUUAUUCGUUAGCCAAACCACAGACAC
Molecule: messenger RNA, 686 nt
Organism: Anopheles cruzii
Lineage: Eukaryota; Metazoa; Arthropoda; Insecta; Diptera; Culicidae
Product: prisilkin-39-like
Exons: 3
Coding region: 1-618 (205 amino acids)
Source: RefSeq, a predicted model, not a curated record